AUGACACCCAUAUCAAUCUUUGGGGUUACCAACAACACAGUGAGAGCAAACUCACCGACUGCAAUAUUCAUAGGCAUCAGCCUGAUUAUCAUAAUAUUCAUCCGCCAAUCCGUGCGUAUAAGGUCGAAAAGACUAGAGAGAUCGCUAAACUGCGAGGCUCCACGAGACGAGAGCGAUCGUUUUCAAUUCGACAUAUUCGGCAUCGUGAAGGCACUCGAGCUGGGAUAUCACUUCCACAACAAAAGUUCUCUUGAAUAUACCAAUUCCUUAUUCGGCCGAUAUGGGGAGACCUAUGCUUCGUAUAUAAUGGGAUACCGACUUUUCUUCACCCAUAGCGCAGAAAACACAAAACAUUUACUAUCUACUGCAUUCUCCGAUUUCGAAAGCUCGCCUUUGAGAAAACCCUUGUUCGAGCCGAUCACGCCCCAUGGGAUCUUUACACUAGACGGCCCACAGUGGAAGGCCAGUCGUGACCAGCUACGCGGACGCUUAGCAAAUUUGAGGAAAAUCAUAGAUUUGAACGUUUGUGAAGAGCAUUUCCAGGCAUUUCUCAAACAUGUACCAAAUAAUGGCGGUCUGUUCGAUGUUCAAUCUUGUACGUUUGCCUUAUCCUUAGAUUUGCAAACUCUGUUUUCGUUGGGUGAAUCUAUCGAUGCUCUAAGCUUUAAUCAGUCUGCAGAAAAGAAGCAAUUCUUUGAUGAUCUACUCUUUGUGAAGACUCGUAUAGUACACGAUGGAUUCAGAGGGCCACUGCGUCACCUUUACCCCAAGGGUCCAUUCCUUCGGGCGUGUGAGAGAGUGCGGGCGUUUGUAUUGACACGCGCAUCUCGUGAGAUUCGGAAAAGAAAAAAGAAAAGUGAAAUGGUUGUCUUAGAUGAAGAUUCCGAAGAUAUCACUCAACUCACAGAUCAAGCUCUGAGCAUAUUGCUUGCCAAUGACAGUAUGAGUACCAUACUCUCGGGGGUAUUCUUUUGUCUUGCCAAAGAUCAACACAUCGUGGGCAAGCUUCGCAAGAGUAUUGUUGAUGCCAUUGGCCUUUCACCACCGACAUGGAAUGAUCUGGGAUCCCUCCAAUACGUCCGCUGGGUGAUUUAUGAAGGUAAGAUUCUUUGUCCAAUCUGA
This is a messenger RNA of Penicillium waksmanii, 1122 nucleotides long. Its product is annotated as cytochrome P450 monooxygenase. Bases 1 to 1122 code for a protein of 373 amino acids. Gene Ontology annotation, molecular function: heme binding; iron ion binding; monooxygenase activity. Lineage: Eukaryota; Fungi; Ascomycota; Eurotiomycetes; Eurotiales; Aspergillaceae. The record is from RefSeq and is a predicted model, not a curated record. The transcript has a single exon.